This is a messenger RNA of Durusdinium trenchii, 300 nucleotides long. NCBI's taxonomy places the organism in Eukaryota, Dinophyceae, Suessiales, Symbiodiniaceae. The record is from the annotation of a GenBank genome assembly.
AUGGCGAUCACAGGCCGGGGAAGCAGGGAUGGUGGGCUGAUGCAAAACCACAAAUCGCUGCGUGCUUUUUUUGGAGGGAUCACCCAAAGCUGCCAAACCUGCUCCUACCCCCAGCCAUUGGCCACGAGACAUCUAUUCUAUAGAUCUGAAAACCCCAUGGUAAAAGGCUGCGUUCACAACAGAAUGCUUCAGCUGCAGCGAGCCGGUGAUCCCCAGAAUGCCUUGCGCUUUGCAAAGUGCCCACACCUCCAUUGGUGCGCCAGGUUUCAAGAUGGCGGGCAGCAAGAUGCGCAGAUAUAG